AUGACAUCCAACAUGGACACAAUGGCCAGGGUGCAGAGCACACGAGUUGGCAAUACCGAUGAAUCUGCGACUGAGACGGGCGCAAAGCAGGUUAUCAACCCUCUCAAGCUAGCUAUCAUGGAAAACUACACAUCAUCAUCGCCGGCUUCGCCUGCACCUUCAACUGCAACCUCGGGUCGUCGAUCCCGUCAGGCGCGCUCGACGCCAUCUCGGCGCACUUUGGCGUUUGACUCGCGCGCGCAGCUCACGCUGCUCAACUCGCUCUACAUGGUGGGCUACGUGUUCGGGCCGCUCCUGUUCGGGCCGCUGAGCGACCUGGUCAUUGCACUGUUUUGGUUGGGCUGGACCGUGUCGGACAACAAAUCGUCCUCGCCCAUACUUCCUUCAUGGGGUGGCAUGUUCUUCUACAUUGGCUACCAGCUGGUGUUUACAGACAUGGCCAAUUACUUGACCGAUGUCUUCCGGCAGAACUCGGCCUCGGCCCAUGCAGCGGCGGGCAUGACACGGUCGGUCGGGGCAAUUUUGUUGCCAUUGGCGGCCGGUCUCAUGUAUGCGCGGUUGGGAAUCCAUUAG
Cordyceps militaris CM01 is the source of this 573-nucleotide messenger RNA. Its product is annotated as MFS transporter, putative. The coding region runs from base 1 to 573 and encodes 190 amino acids. The record is from RefSeq and is a predicted model, not a curated record. Lineage: Eukaryota; Fungi; Ascomycota; Sordariomycetes; Hypocreales; Cordycipitaceae. Gene Ontology annotation, biological process: transmembrane transport. Gene Ontology annotation, molecular function: transmembrane transporter activity. The transcript has 3 exons.